Messenger RNA from Leguminivora glycinivorella, 5332 nucleotides. Its product is annotated as DENN domain-containing protein 1A-like. Gene Ontology annotation, biological process: endocytic recycling; endocytosis. Bases 210 to 2477 code for a protein of 755 amino acids. Gene Ontology annotation, cellular component: cytosol; intracellular membrane-bounded organelle. NCBI's taxonomy places the organism in Eukaryota, Metazoa, Arthropoda, Insecta, Lepidoptera, Tortricidae. The record is from RefSeq and is a predicted model, not a curated record. The transcript has 14 exons. Gene Ontology annotation, molecular function: guanyl-nucleotide exchange factor activity; phosphatidylinositol phosphate binding.
UGUUCGCCUGUCUCUUUGAACCAUGGUGACUCAAUACAGUCUUUCGUAACAGUUUUAAAAAUCAUUAAAAAAAUGCCAGUUCCCAGUCGUUUUUAGUGUUCUAUGGCCUGUGAUGUCUCAUAAUCGUUAGGUCUUUAUACUCGUAAGCAUACACAAUGUACAGUGAAACUAAUAAUUCGGCCAAAAUUUGAAGAGUACCACGUCAAGAAAUGGGUUCCAGGCUAAGAGAUACAGCACGGCUGUUUGAAUUGUUUUGUGAAGUGUCACCCGGAGAUCCUGCAAAGGAACCACGGGAGCCCUAUAUCAUCCGAAAAUAUCCUGAAGCACUCAGAACAGAGGACGAACUAAAAGAUGUUCCUAAAUUCACAUUCCCAUGUGAAUUAGAUAGUACAUUCGUCCAGCACUACUCAUUUGUGAUGACGGCUGUGGAUUCAAAGUAUACUUUUUGUUUCUGCCGAUACGACCCCAGAACAAACACCGCUCUAGUGAUAAUGUCUCAUUUACCAUGGCACGACAUAUUUUAUAAAUUAUUAAAUAGUAUAUCGAACAUAAUAAACAGUUCAGAAAAGGGAGAGCUGACGUCGUUCCUCGAGGCGUGUCGGAUCCGGCCGCCGAUGAGAGACCACACGCUGAAAGUGACGUAUAACGCGGGCCGAAGCGUGUUCUCUUGCCAAAAUCCAGACGGCCGACUUCCGAGCAUACCCGAAAAUUGUAACUUAACAGAGUACUUCAGUGCGGUAGACACCAAAUGCAUGGCAGGGUUAUGGGCAGCGUUGCUACACGAAAGACGAGUCGCCAUAGUAGCAUCCAAGCCCUCCCGGUUAUCAGCGUGUGUCCAGGCGGCCAAUGCAACCUUGUUCCCGAUGUCGUGGCAGCAUAUAUUUAUACCGAUACUGCCGAAACAUUUUGUGGAUUACCUGUUGGCGCCUAUGCCGUUCCUUAUUGGAGUUCCUGCUAGCGUUAUGAAGACUGUAAGGAUGUCGGAUAUAGGAGAUGUAGUAAUAUUAAACGUAGAUGAAAACGAACUGAGAUCUCCUUUCCAAGACUUAGAAAGUCUUCCGCCUGAAUUGGUAUCCAGUUUAAAGAAAGCUUUAAGUGAUAAGAAUGCAUUAGGAGAUGCGGUGUCGCGCGCUUUUUUACGUGCACUGGUUGGUUUAAUAGGAGGAUACCGGGACGCGAUAAGAAUCGAAAAAGGUCAACAAAUAACGUUCAACCCAGAGGCUUUUGUGAGAACUAGAAAAAAUAUGCAACCGUUCCUUAAAAAAAUACUACAAUCACAAAUAUUUCAACAGUUUAUAGACGAGAGGUUAGACUUGCUCAAUUCUGGCAGAGGCUUUAACGACGAAUUCGAAGUUGAAUGUAACGCCUACGCUGACAAACUAGGGACGGGCAGCGGCCAACGACUGAAACAGCAGUACAAAGACUGGGCCAAGACUGUGAAGAAAGAAGGCGGUGCCUUCUUUAAAAAUUUCAAAGAUAAGGCGAACCCCGCAGUACAGUCAGCGGUCAAAACGGUCCGGCAAGGAGGUAAAAACAUGAAGUCAGCGGUUAAAGGUCUGAAGAAUAAAAUACCCAAGACUGGGUCUCGGCCGUCGUCGAUAAAUACUACGGAUGAUAGCAGGUUCUCCUGCGGCUCAGUAACCCCAGUGUCCUCGGAUUCCUCUGACUCGUCGCCGUCGCGCGAGGCGCCGCUGCGCGAGCCGGCGCCGCAGCUCCCGCUCGACCUGCUCACCGAGAUGGAGCACCUCUUUAAGAAAAAGUCGAGGCGGGACAGCCUGCCCAACAGCCCCCACAAUCAGCUGAGUUUAGCCGACAAAUCCAAAACACUGUCACCAAGUGUCCCACCCCGGUUACCGGAUCGUCCCCAACUCCCCCUCCGUUACCCAAUAAUUUCCACGAGGAAGUUGAUAGACCUGUCCGACGCGCCCGAGCCGCCUCCUCGCGCGCAGCACCACGCGAACCACUCGCAUUUCGUCACUAACAUUACCAAAAAUAGUGACGCGAGCGAUUUUCACACGAGCACUAUUCAAUUCACGGAAGGCAAGGAGAAAGGCAAGCUGAAGCUGACCAUGUCGACCACACAGAGGAAGCUGUCGGACAGCUCGCCCGCGCCCGCGCCCCUGCCCGCGCCCAACGGCUACAAGCCGCCGCACGCGCAGGAACCCAAUAGCUUACCGAGGCCUGUGGCCCGCAACCUCCACAUACAGAAUAGAGGAAAAACUCAAGAGUCGUGUGAGUCCACUGAUCUCAUUAAACUGGACGAUUCGCCGACGAAUCUAGAAGAUUUCGAUCCUCUUAAGUGCCGUGAUAAAAAUGACAAAGUGGAGACGAACAAAGCGACGGACAGUGCUCUCUUACACGAGUACGGGUUGGACUUUAGCCAGUUCGGGUUCGGGCUGCUCGAAGCGCCGGCGCCGGGCUCCAGCGCAGAAGCCCCUCCCUCCGUCGUGCCCAAGGGCUGGACCACCUUCAACUGAGUCGUCGGCUCCUAGUACUGUAUAUCUUGCGUGUAGGUAAAUAACAUAUAGACCUGUGCUAAUUUAAUUAUUUAUUUAUUGCUACGUUUACUGUAGCCACGGAGUUUAAACAACAUGCUCAUUGCUUAGAAUGAUAUUGGUGUACAUAAUGUGACAUAUCAAUGAAAUGUAAUAUAAUGUGUUGGUAACAUGCCGUAGGUAAUGAUUUCUGUAUAUGUGUCGUAGGUUAGUGUAAUGUAAUGUAAUGUAAUGUCAUAUGUAUAUUUCAGAUAGAUUAAUUGUUUUAAUGUGCAGAAUAGUCAAUAUUUUUCAGAGAUCUUCCAUGUUGUUAUUGUUUUGAUUUUAUCAUUUUAUACCAUUACUGUAUAUUUCCGUGAUAUUUUUAAACGAAUAACUCGGCCUUUGUGAAUAUUCGAAAGGAAUCGAUUAGAAUAAUAUAUUAUUUCUAAAUCAUUACGCAGUGAUUACAACGACUCACUUUCGUCCAAAAACUGAUGUUCUUAAAUUAACCAUGGAUCUAAUAUAACAAAAUAUCAGUGUUAUUCCCAAAGAUUUCAGAAGAAAAGAUUAGGGAAUCCAUAUUCUUGUAAUGCUACAGCUCGAUUAAUUCGCAUCACGCGUGCGUUUCAUCGCAAAAAGUGCGCUUGGCUCGCGAUCGUGCACAGCGCUGCUGACACCGCCUUUACCGUCUGAAACCCUGUUCUUACGAAGUAUUGUAUAGAGUGGAGUAGAGAAUGGUAAUUCCAAAUAUUUUUAGCUUUAUAACACUUUAAGUUCUCGCGCUUUGUACAAAAAAAUAAUGUUAAUUAAUCGCGUUCGACCUGUGUGUGACUUUAAAUAUAUUUUUAGCUUUAUUAUUUCAUUAUUUUGUAUUAGUAUCAAAGGCAAAUUACUAUAAGAUACAUUGAAAUUGCACAAUUUGAGGUAGCACAUCGUAAUAAACUCAAGAAUAUAUGUUUUUGGAUGAAAGUAUUCGUAUCAUUUUCAGCUAAAAGUAGGUAGUUUUAACAAAAUUGUACUGGCGUUGCGCAACGUUUUAGGACCUUUUUGUCUUCGCGGCAGGGACAUAAUUAUCUCUCUGAGAUAUUGUAGUUGUUUUAAUAAAAGCAGGCUAUAAAAUAAAAAUAAAAUGUCAAAAGAUCGAUAUAUGUUACAGAGGGAAGCAAAACAGGUGUUCAACUGUUCAGCGGACACAUAGGUACAAUAUAGCACUUGUAAAAAUAUCCUCAUGCUCCUUGCGUUUUCCCCAGAAUUUUGCCACGGCUCAUGGGAGCUUGAGAGAAGUGACUGGCAUCUGACCGUUAAACUCGACAGGUAACUACGCCUUAUUGAGUCAUGAGAUUGGUUUCCUCGCGAUAUUUUCCUUCAUCAAAAAGAUACUUGAAAAUAUCAAAUCAUACUUGCCACAUACGUUCCGAAAAACUCGUUGCUACGUGUCGGGGUCGGGGCUUAAACUCAGGAUUGAAAGUCACGUGCCCUUCUGCUAAGCCAUCAGUGCUUCACUAUUUUGUUCACGAAAUAAAACUAUGGAAACGGAUUAUAUCGCGUAUAAUGAAUUUACAAUUCAUCCCGACGUUUCGAACACUUUACAGCAUUCGUGGUCACGGGUGACUGAGGAAAAAAUUAUACGCGAUAUAAUCCGUUUCCAUAGUUUUAUUUAUCGCGGUAACCGAAGACAAUAAUAUUUUGUUCACUUGCACUUAAAAUUAACCCUCAGUCGAGAUUGCCCCCUCCCCCUACCCCUGUACCUUAACCCCUCGUAUGCGGCCUGUCAAUUUUGAUAAUUGAAAAAAAAAAGACCUUGACAUUUAAAACAAUAGAUUAGAAUUCCCACGCACAGAUCCGUGUCUAAGCAUACGAGGUGUUAACUAAUCCUUAAGAAGUCUAUAUCGUCGCUAUGUAUGUCAGGUGCCGUGUGACAACAGCAUCUUUUGACAAAACAACUGAAUUCCUCAUGUUCUAAAGCGUAAAUAUUAUAUUUAUAAAUAUACCAAUUUGCUUCCAUAUUUUUUAGAGUAUUAACUGUAAUUUAUAAUUAUAAACUAUUAUGUUGUCAAAAAGUACAAUUAGCCUUUUUAUAAUAGGAUAAUGCGGUUAUCUUGUUCACACACUAGAUACAGCAUGGAUUUACCGAAUUUGUGAAAUCGUCAUUUCAUUAGGUGCUAAAAACAAUGGAAAGAUAGAGAGGAGACGCAUAUAAAUAUAUGUAAUUAUAUAUGGAAAAUACUUUGGACGUUAAAAUAGGAUUGUAAUGUGAAUAACUUUGUCAAGUAAGCAGUUGCCUCUUUAAUGUCAGUUGACUGACAGAAACUCUGGAGCCUGAUUUGAAUAGGCUCAAUAACGUUGGCCAGUCAAAUUUUUUUGCACGUAGCGCAAUGUUGUUAUUCUCUUAAUUGAUUGUCUCGGUUACUGGUCCAUAAAGUCAAAAUAUCAACUCAUAGAACAAAACUUAUGACAGUGGCAAUCUACAUACAAAGUAAUGCGUAACCAAUGCAUUAUUUGUCAAUUGCUAACUUUAUUCGAUUGAAGGAGGUGAAGAUUGUACCGUGACUUUAAUUUUAGCUAUAAAACUGAAUUUAAUAUCGCUAAAGUAGCAUGUUACGACCGUAUCACCUUCUGUUACUUGCUGAGUUUCUGGGACUCCGUAGAACUAAGUGACUAGAGUAUGUUCGGAAAGUGAAGAGUCGUGGAAUGUAUUGGGCCCCAUACAUUUCACGGCUCUUCACUUUCGAGCAGACUAUAGUAGUUUUUUUUAGCCGUUUAGUUAGGUACAGAAGUUUUGGUUAUGAACUGAUGCUCUAUGCAACAUACUCUGUAUGUACAGUGCUGGACAAAAUUCUUCAUACACCGACAUA